This is a messenger RNA of Morone saxatilis (striped sea-bass), 1304 nucleotides long. Its product is annotated as adult enhancer factor 1-like. Gene Ontology annotation, cellular component: nucleus. Bases 190 to 1032 code for a protein of 280 amino acids. The record is from RefSeq and is a predicted model, not a curated record. Lineage: Eukaryota; Metazoa; Chordata; Actinopteri; Moronidae. The transcript has 2 exons.
GACACUGAAGAAGGGGCUCUUACCUUUGCACCGCCGGUCCAGCAGGGGGCGGUAGUGGCUCACAUUGAACCCUCAGCGUGGCUCAGGCUCAUGUCCGUGUUUACAAGUGAAGCGUGACGUUCACGGACUGGCCGGACUACGUCUCCUGGCGCAAAUAAAAGCUGUUAAUCUCCCUAAGAAACGCGCAGCAUGCAUUCACUGAAAGCCUUCCUCAACGAGAGGCUGACAGCGGCGGCGGAGGAGAUCUUUGGAGCUGUUGAAAAGACAAUAGCUGACUACAAAGAGGAGAUUUCUCGUUCAAAAGAUUUGGAAAUCAGUCGCCUCAGGAUGCAGCUGAAGCUUCUCAAGUCAGAGCCCCGGUUGGAUAGAUGCCUUGGAGCCCAGCUGCAGCAGCACACCCAUCACCACCACCAUCUCCAUCCUCCUCCUCCUCCUCCUCCUCCCCCCCCUCAGCAGCAGCAGCUCCAUCAGUCAAUCCCUGCAGUGGAGGCUCCUGAGUCCCAGCACUGUGAGGAGGAUGGGGGCAGCAGCAUGGAGCAGGAGCACCCAGAGCCCUCACAGGUGAAGAAGGAGCAGCAGAGGAGCCACAGGGACUUCUGGAUGGGUCACGACGCAGAGCAGCUCGAGAGCCUCGAAUCAGACAUCAAAGACUUCAUCUCGUCUCCUUCCAGUCUGAGAGGCGGCCUGCAGGACCCCACCUUACCCUUCCACCCAAACCACCACAACGCCAACAACAACAACAACAACGAGGAGAGCAAAGAGAAACCCUACUGCUGCUCUGUUUGUGAGAAGCGGUUCAGCAACUGCUCCCACCUCGCCGCUCACAUCAGGACACACACAGGGGAAAGACCUUACAGAUGUGAGAUAUGCAGAAAGAGUUUUAUCACAACCAGCGCUCUGAACAGACACCAGACGAUCCACACAGAAGGGAAGCACUUUGUGUGUAAUUACUGUGGGAAAUCCUUCAAAUGGAUGGAGUCUCUUGGCCGGCACAUGAGGAGUGUGCACAAGAGAGAGAAUCUGCCCGUAUGACUGUCAUUGAACUGACACUGCCAAUAGAAUUAUGUUGUUGCUGUAUGUUAGUCCUCUAUAAUUAAAGUGUAAAGCAUCCAGUAGGUGCCAACACUGAAUGUAAGGUCUGUUUUUCUGUCUUCACUUGUGUUGGUAAUCGUGACCUCAUCGAGCCCUUGUGUGCAUAAACACUGGCUGCAGUAAGUUAUGUGUAAAAAUACAACCACAGAUACACCGUUUUAUAAAGAAAUUAAGGUAAAUGUACUCUUUCUGAAUAAAAUUAUAAUAUUCUA